CUUAUCAGUUGCAGCUAUGGCAGCUGCUACAAUAGUUCACGACACUUCAGAAGCAGUGGAGCUUUGUGCUCCUUUUGGGCUUUACCUUAAGCCCAUUACAAAGAUGACAAUCAGUGUGGCACUUCCUCAAUUAAAGCAGCCAGGGAAAUCCAUUUCAAACUGGGAGGUGAUGGAACGGCUGAAAGGAAUGGUGCAAACUCACCAGUUCUCAACAUUACGGAUUUCAAAAAGCACCAUGGAUUUCAUCCGCUUUGAAGGAGAAGUAGAAAAUAAGAGUUUGGUCAAAUCCUUCUUAGCUUGCCUGGAUGGGAAGACUAUCAAACUCAGUGGCUUCUCAGACAUUUUAAAAGUUCGUGCUGCAGAGUACAAAAUUGAUUUUCCUACUCGACAUGACUGGGACUCCUUCUUUCGUGAUGCAAAAGAUAUGAAUGAGACUCUGCCGGGAGAAAGACCUGACACUAUUCAUUUGGAAGGUUUGCCUUGUAAAUGGUUUCCACAGAAAGAUUCUGGCUCAGAAAAACCAAGUGAAGAAGUUCUUAUCAAAGUGUUCAGUAAGUUUGGGGACAUACGUAAUGUGGAUAUACCCAUGCUGGACCCUUACAGGGAAGAAAUGACAGGCAGAAACUUUCAUACUUUCAGCUUUGGAGGCCAUUUGAAUUUUGAGGCUUAUGUUCAGUACCAGGAAUAUGCAGGUUUCAUCAAGGCUAUGAAUGCUUUACGUGGAAUGAAACUGAUGUUCAAGGGGGAAGAUGGCAAAGCGGUGGCUUGUAACAUAAAGGUUUCAUUUGAUUCAACAAAGCACCUGAGUGAUGCUUCAAUUAAGAAACGUCAGCUUGAAAGGCAGAAGCUUCAAGAGCUGGAAAAACAGAGAGAAGAACAAAAACGUAAAGAAAAAGAAGCGGAGGAAAGACAAAAAGAGGAGGAAAGGAAACAGAGGGAGCUUGAGGAACUGGAAAGAGAAAGAAAACGAGAGGAGAAGCUGCGUAAGAGAGAACAAAAACAGAAGGAUCGUGAAAUUCGUAGAAACAAGAAAAGGCUGGAAAAAAUGCAAGCCGAGGAGCAGAAAAAACUGCAAGAAAAAAUAAAGCUAGAAGAGAGGAAGCUUCUUUUAGCUCAAAGAAAUCUUCAUUCCAUUCGACUAAUUGCUGAACUGCUGAACAGAGCCAAGGCAAUAAAGCUUCUGGAGCAAGAACACAAUGAGGAAAAGGUCCGCCUUCAGCAGCUGGAAGAGAAGAGGAAGCUGCAGGAAGCCGAACUCCGUCGUGUAGAGGAAGAAAAGGAGAGAGCCCUUGGACUGCAGAGGAAAGAGAGGGAAUUGAGAGAGAAACUUUUAAGCAACCUCAUGAGUAAGAAAAUAGAAGCAACCCACUUGGAAAGGACAGAACUUAAUUCUCCUCCUCUGAAAGCCAUUGAGGGUGUUUCCCACUGUGUCACAUCUACCUCAGCCCAGUCCAGCUUGGCCAGACCCAUCCAGUGCUAUCCAAGCAGCAUAUCACCUAAUGAAAGCAUCAGUCCUCAGCUGAAACACCUAAAUGGAAGCUUUCAUGAGGCAGUUCACAUCAACGAACCGAAGACUAAUAUCAAUAAGAGAGAGACUGUUUCUGAAGAAAGUAGCUCCGGUGUCCUUUCUUGCAUCCCCGUAAAUCAGCAAUGUAAGAGCACCUCCGAAUCUGAACAGAACCCGUACAAGAAGGAACUGUUGACUGAACAAGGCAAGUGUAACAGAGAACCAAGUAAGGGGAAGAGUCAUUCGUCCAGAGAUGUGCAUAACCACCAUAGUAGAGAAAAAACUGAAAAGAACAGACACAGGAGGGACGUAAGCAGUGAGGAUGAAAAAUACAGAAAAGAUAGACACCACCAUAAAAAAUAUGCUGCAAAAAGCAACAGUCCUUGCCAGAGAAGCUUGAGUCGAGAACACACACGAGAGAGGCGAUCCUUUAGUAGUGACAGGGAGCAGGAUAAAAGAGGAUGGAGUCAUGGUCACAAGAGCACAAGCAAGAAGCAGAAACACCAAAAGAGAUCGUUGAGCAAUCAAAGAAACUCUUGGAGUAGGUAAUUAAAAUUACGUAGCCUUUUUGUAAGGGCUAUCUCAGGCAGGACUGGAAUGGAUCUCUGUGGGA
Molecule: messenger RNA, 2120 nt
Organism: Euleptes europaea (tarantolino)
Lineage: Eukaryota; Metazoa; Chordata; Lepidosauria; Squamata; Sphaerodactylidae
Gene: AKAP17A
Product: A-kinase anchoring protein 17A
Exons: 4
Coding region: 17-2056 (679 amino acids)
Biological process (GO): regulation of RNA splicing
Cellular component (GO): nuclear speck; cytosol
Molecular function (GO): RNA binding; protein kinase A binding
Source: RefSeq, a predicted model, not a curated record